AUUGCUCCACGUUACACAGGAAGAGGGAGCUAAUGUAUUAGAUCGAGGAUGGAACAACUUUCUUCAGCAGUAUUGCUCUCACCUGGUCAGAAAUCACGGCGACAGUUUGUGUGACGUUUACCAGACACAUAUUGCUCCUACCUCACCGUCGAAAUUUCAGUUUUUUGGGCCACACAGUUGCUAGGAGGUUCACCGGUUCGGCCAGAGGAAUGGCUCAGAAAGUACUUGUCACAGGUGGAGGGGGCUACAUUGGCAGCCAUUGUGUGGUUGAGCUCAUAGAGGCCGGUUUUCAUCCUGUUGUGAUUGAUAACUUCAGCAAUGCUGUUCGAGGGGUAGGUGAUGUUCCAGAAAGUCUGAGAAGGAUUGAGGCAUUUCUGGACACAAAUAUUGAGUUCCACGAGCUGGAUAUACUUGACAAACCUGGACUAGAAAGGUUAUUUAAAAAGCACAAAUUCGAUGCAGUGAUGCACUUUGCCGGCCUAAAAGCAGUGGGACAGUCUGUUGAGCAGCCACUGCGAUAUUACCAUGUCAACCUCACAGGAAGCAUCAACCUGCUUGAGGUCAUGCAGGCUCAUGGAGUGCACAAUGUGGUCUUCAGCAGCUCAGCCACUGUGUACGGAGAUCCCCAGAAGCUGCCCAUCGAUGAGAGCCAUCCGGUGGGGGGCUGCACCAACCCCUACGGCAAGACCAAGUACUUCAUUGAGGAAAUGAUCACGGACCACUGUAAGGCAGAGAAGGACUGGAAUGCUGUGUUGCUACGGUACUUUAACCCCAUUGGCGCUCACAUCUCUGGUCAAAUUGGCGAAGACCCUCAGGGUAUCCCCAACAACCUGUUACCAUACGUCGCCCAGGUUGCCAUUGGUAGAAGGAAACAAGUGAAUGUAUUUGGAAAUGACUACAAUACAAUUGAUGGAACAGGUGUGAGAGACUAUAUCCAUGUGGUGGACUUGGCCAAGGGCCAUAUAGCAGCUCUCAGGAAACUAAAAGAAAGUUGUGGAUGCAAGGUAUAUAACCUGGGUACAGGCACAGGUUACUCAGUGCUGCAGAUGGUGAAGGCAAUGGAGAAGGCCUCAGGGAAACAGAUCUCCUACCAGAUCGCCCCACGGAGGAGCGGAGAUAUUGCGUCCUGUUAUGCUGACCCCCUGCUGGCAGAGAAGGAGCUGGGCUGGAAGGCUCACUUUGGUCUGGAGAAGAUGUGUGAGGAUCUGUGGCGCUGGCAAUCCCAGAAUCCUUCUGGCUUCAGCGAAGGCACAGCUGAAUGAUACAGAUGAAUCAAGAAUCACCAGGCCAAAGCAGACCAUGACUUCCUCGUGUUUACACAGAUGACCUGCUUUUAAUGGAAUGGACACCUCAAUAAAAAAAGACAAUUUAUUUAAUACAUUUUUUACUUCAUAUUUUUAUGAUCCUCAUCAGUUAUAGUCUUUAUGUCAAAUCUUAUUUUCUGAAGUGACACCUAUAAAGAAAUUACCUUAUAUCUUUUGGUCUUCAAAAUCAUUUAUUUUUACUGCACUAUCUUUAUGAUUAAAUGUUCUUGUCAAAGAUUAAACAUAUUAACUUAAUGAUUUUAUCAUAAA
Molecule: messenger RNA, 1574 nt
Organism: Clupea harengus (Atlantic herring)
Lineage: Eukaryota; Metazoa; Chordata; Actinopteri; Clupeiformes; Clupeidae
Gene: gale
Product: UDP-galactose-4-epimerase
Biological process (GO): beta-D-galactose catabolic process via UDP-galactose, Leloir pathway
Cellular component (GO): cytosol
Molecular function (GO): UDP-glucose 4-epimerase activity
Source: RefSeq, a predicted model, not a curated record